GCUGUUGUCAUCGUUAAAUAACGAACUUUUGAACGCAUCUAUAACUUCUGUUUUUCUGUCUGUCAGUCAGUUGAGUUGUCACUCCAUUUCGCGCCAUUAUUUACGUUUCCUGUUUUUUUUCAAUCAACGUAUAUUUUAGUUUGUACAAGCUUGUAGCCUAUUUCUUGAAAUAAAUAGUAACCAACACUAUUUAAUUGAAAAGGUUUAAAAUAGACGUCUGUAUUUGCACAAUGGUCGGAGAGCACAAUGAAAACUUACUCUCAAAUAUGUUACCCGUGUAUUACACCAGACUGUUCCCACAAAACAUAUUCUGCCGGUGGUUGAGCUGCGGAAGUAGCCCUCAGCCUCUUUCCAACAGAGAGUUGUCAUUUACUUUAGCAGAUGAUGUGUAUUUGAGAUACUUGUCAAUAAGUAACCAGAAAGAAUUACAUACGUUGUUACUGAAAAAGUGCCCCUAUAAAUUGGAUAUAGGUGCUGUCUACAAUACGAAGCCAUCCAUAGCUCGGCAUGAUUCAAUAGUGCUUGCUAGAGAGCUAGUGUUUGAUAUAGAUCUCACUGAUUAUGAUGAAGUAAGAACUUGCUGCCAAGAAGCGAAAGUCUGUGAAAAGUGCUGGAAAUUCAUGGUUGUGGCUUGUGAGAUUGUUGAUAAGGCACUGAAAGAAGACUUUGGAUUUCAAAGCAUACUAUGGGUAUUCUCCGGCAGGAGAGGUAUACAUUGCUGGGUGUCAGACUAUGAAGCAAGAACCCUGGACAGUCCUGGUCGAGCUGCUGUUGCUGACUACCUCUGCUUGAUCAUGGGUGGUGAUAAUCAGAACAAGAAGGUCAACUUGGGAAGUGAGAACUUACAUUCAAGUAUCAAGAGAGCCUUAAAAGUAAUUGACAAAUAUUUCAAAGAACUACUACAAGAUCAAGAGUUUAUUUCAACUCCAGAAAGACUCAAGAACUUUUUAAAGUUAAUACCUGAUGAACAAUUAAGGUCUCAAGUGGAGAAAGCCUUACAAAAAAUGCCUGAAGCUUCUACAGAGAGAUGGGUGACAUUUGUCAAUCUUUAUGAAACUUAUUGUAGAGAAAAUAGCAACACUACUCGCAAAAUAAAAUUCCUGGUUGAAGAAAUUAAAAUUCAGUACUCUUAUCCCAGAUUGGAUGUAAAUGUCACCAAAGGAUUCAAUCAUUUGCUAAAAUCACCCUUCAGUAUUCACCCAAAAACUGGCAAAGUUUCAGUUGUAUUUAAGCCAAAUAAUGCAAAGAAUAUAAAGCUUGAUGAAAUACCUAAUCUUUAUACAUUACUUGAUGACAGUUCUCCAGAUAAUAUCCAGCAUCAAAAUAAUAUGAGAGCAGCUGUGAAAAGUUUCCAAGAAGUUGUGUUUUCUUUGGAAAAGGCUGAAGCUAUUAGAAGAAAAAAUGAUGCAAAUGUCUCAUUGGAAUUCUAAUCAGUAAUCAGAAUCACUCAUGGAU
Hyposmocoma kahamanoa is the source of this 1455-nucleotide messenger RNA. RefSeq names its product DNA primase small subunit (gene DNApol-alpha50). The transcript has 7 exons. The record is from RefSeq and is a predicted model, not a curated record. Lineage: Eukaryota; Metazoa; Arthropoda; Insecta; Lepidoptera; Cosmopterigidae. The coding region runs from base 231 to 1430 and encodes 399 amino acids. Gene Ontology annotation, cellular component: alpha DNA polymerase:primase complex. Gene Ontology annotation, biological process: DNA replication, synthesis of primer.